UGGCUCUGCUCGUUCAGUGACUAAUGACGUAAAUCAAUCAGAAACAAGACGGACGUCACUGACGCUCCUGGAUAAAUACGGAUAUCAGGCUGUGUCCAACAUGACUCACUCGACUCUCCGGUACCGGUCUGAACAUCGUCCCACGCCAGUUUUCGCCUGGCUCUCCAGUUUUUUGUGGUUCACUUCGAGGACUUCAUGUGUCUUACUGUCUUCGCUCUCACUCUACACUUGACUCUGACGGUUGUUUGGACUUCUGCUGAAGGUCAGCCUCGUGUGAUUGGGUCUCCUCGGCCAAUAGUCGCUGCUCUUGGCAAUGAUGUCAUCCUGCCAUGUCACAUAGAGCCUUUGUUUAACGUGGAGGGGCUGACGGUGGAGUGGUCGAAACCCGACCUCAAGCCGGACCCCUCUGAUCCGCUGAGCCGAGUCGAGUAUGUGCACCUUUACAGGGACCGACGAGAAGACCUGGACAUGAAGAUCCAGGCGUACGAGAUGCGGACGGAGCUGUUCAUAGACAAACUGAAGUAUGGAGACGUAUCUCUGAAGAUCAUGAAUGUGACCCUGGAGGACAGAGGCAGAUACAGAUGUUACAUCCCCAAGUUAAAGAGCGACUUUAAGGAAUCAGUUGUUGAGCUCUUUGUUGAACAAAAGUCUGUUCAAACGACGACGGAGACACAGAUGUUUGCCAGAGAUGUCUUGACUCCAGAACCAAAGAACGGGACAACUGUUAUAGGUGGUCGGUCCCAUGUGGCUAUAGUGGCAGCUGUGGUUUUCUUGGGCUUUCUAAUCUUGGUUGGUGGAGUCACUGGAUAUUUACACAGACACGGGUGUCAAAAACCAAAGCUUCUGCAGAAUGACGACCAAAGCAAACUAUCUCCAGUCUAGGUGCCUUGCUCGAGGGUUGAUGUUGGUGGAGAGGAAAAUGCCGUACUUCCCUCUUUUGGAUCUUUCUCUUCAGUUCAGCGACUCAAACCAUCAGUAUCAUGAUCCCCAGUUACUUCACUUGUUUAAGAGAAUGCUGCGUCACUUUUGGGAUUUUUAUUGUGAAGCUCCAAAAAAUGUUCUGUGGACUUUCCAUCAGGAUGGAGCUCACCUAAAGAUUUUGGAUGUGGCUUUAACAACGAAUCUCAUCCUCUUGGAAAAACUUUUAAAGCUAGAUGGAUUUUCUUUGUCAACACAUUUGGUUCAGACUUUGGGAAGUCCAGUCUGCAGAAGAGCUGUGUUAGAACUGUAGAUCCUCAUCGCAGCUCUCCACACAUGAUCAGCGACAGGCUCACUUUCGGAUCUAGAUGAUACUUUAAUACUUUAAAGGGUUUUUUUGAGACUUUGAUCAGAGUUUGCAGCUCAUCAGCUAUUUUCAGCGCUUGCAGCGAGCGAACACAGGCAGCUGCUACAACUUGGACCCACGAUUGACGACAGAAAGUUUGUUUUCAAACUUUCAUCAUCAUCGACCCGUAACUGUGAGUGACCUAUAUUGUGAAUUGAAAUACAUACUUUAUUUAGUUACAUCAGGGAUCCUCAGUGACAUAAACCUCCACUGCAUUUUGUGUUAUGAGAAGCUCAUUGUAGCAUCUGUAAGUUAAAACUUAACCGUGCCUAACAUCCGUGUUUACCUCAGGAACAAAUAUAGAUAUAUUCCUGAUAAAGAAACUUGUUGUUGCAAAGUAUUAACAGCCAAUAUCUUGUUUUGUAGCUAACUGGGCCAAGUGACAACAGUAACGUUAGCAUGCCAAUGUGACUUUUAGAUUUAAUUUAACAAAAAUCAGACAAAAUACCUCAAAUUACAAAACAUUACGCCAGUAAGAUUUUACUUACGGAGUAAAUAACAUCAGGUAGCUUUGCAUGAAACUUAUUAGUGAACACCUGCACUGUAAUUCAGACAGAAAACAGUUUUACCUACAGUACAGUAUUUACACAAGAUAUAUAAAGAUGUAUUGUGUGCCUGUAAAACUAUUUUUUUUUAUAAGAUAUGCCAGCUGCAGCGACUUCCUGUUUUAUAGUCGAUUUGGUUGGACAACAUGCCAACAGCUCAUAUUUUAUAACGUUUUAACCUAUAUCAUUCGACUACGUUUGUAUAAACAGCCGUUAUUCUAGCAUAAUCAAAUUACUACUUGCGUAGUACUUCAUCUGAGACAUGAGCAGUGUAUUUCUUCAUGUAUUCAGAUAAGAAACAAAGUAAUAGCUUUUUUUUAAAUAUAUUUAUUGAAGAUGAGGUUCAGAAUAUGAGGUAUUUCUUUUUUGUCUUUUUGUAUUUCAAGGUCCAGUGUUACAUGAAUUAAAGAGGAAAUGUGGCAGGUAAUUAAUUCCACACCUGUUUUGAUUAUCACAGUUAAUAGUGUUAAAACGAGGUGGUUUAGAAGACAGGAGUGACUGCGAGGUUUUUUGGGAGGGGUAGUCUGUUGAGAUGACUACUGAUCGGUGGUCUGGCCUCCUUUUUAUGGUCUUACAAUGACUAAGUAUGUGCUGACAUUAACAGGGUGUGUACUCUCCACUCCUUUAACAACUGUUUAAAAGUACCUUUGAGCAGGGCACCUGUUCUUACUGGAGUUAUAUUUCCUUGUAUUGAUCCAUUUAUUUAAAAAAAUGUACUUGCACUAAAAAAAAUGUAAAAGAUUUGUGUUCUUUGUGAUUUGUUUUUGUUUU
Messenger RNA from Acanthopagrus latus (yellowfin seabream), 2640 nucleotides. RefSeq names its product myelin-oligodendrocyte glycoprotein-like. The coding region runs from base 196 to 882 and encodes 228 amino acids. Lineage: Eukaryota; Metazoa; Chordata; Actinopteri; Spariformes; Sparidae. The record is from RefSeq and is a predicted model, not a curated record. The transcript has 6 exons.